This is a messenger RNA of Myripristis murdjan (pinecone soldierfish), 4403 nucleotides long. Its product is annotated as protein FAM222A-like. Lineage: Eukaryota; Metazoa; Chordata; Actinopteri; Holocentriformes; Holocentridae. The record is from RefSeq and is a predicted model, not a curated record. The coding region runs from base 321 to 1868 and encodes 515 amino acids. The transcript is spliced from 3 exons.
GAAGCUAGGUCGGCUGCUGGCAGGAGAUGUGAGCGGCAGCGAGCGAAACAAUCGGCAAAAUGAACGUUUUGCACGAGUUGAUCAUGUUGAAGGAGUAGGCUGCGGUUAAUGGACUUGACCUCAUCAAUGGAUAUUUCCACAGAGUUUUCCAUCGCUCAUCGGGACAUUAGUGGCGAGCUCGCUUUUGCAGAGGAAAUACGCCUUCCGCCGUCUGGGAGAGCGACCAAUCAGCCGUGGAGAACCAAAGAUAAACAGGCCUUAUGAUAAAACUCUCAGGUUUACCAAAGCUGUGUGCAGCUGUAGAGCCCCAGUGAACCACCAUGCUGGCCUGCAUCCAAAGACGACAGAACCUCUCGUCCCAACAUCUGGUCUGCACCCCCAAAAUCCUGGAUGUUCCACCACCUCCAUUACUGCUACCGGUACCACCAUCACAACCCUGCACUCACAAAGGUGAGCCUGCUUCCAUCACUUCUCGGUACCCCUCUCCGGCAGAGUUGGAUGCAUUCGCCCAGAAGACAGCCAGCAGCCCCUUAUCCAUCAAAAUCUUUCCAUCGAACAUCCGGGUGCCACAGCACAAACAACUUAACAAAACAGUCAAUGGUUUAGACACCACAGGCCAGCGUUACAGUCCUUAUUCCAACCCUUACUCAGGAGGCUACCAAGGUUUGUUGGCCAUUGUCAAGGCCUCUGUGGUGGUCAAAGGUGUGGUGAAAAACUCUGAGGGCAAGAGGACUAGACAUGCUUACACUCAGACUGCAGUGGCACCAUAUAAUAAUUCUAUUAAUAAUGGCUACACAGCUACCAGACAAGGGCAUAAGGCCUAUCAUAUAAGUUCAUGUAAGCCUCCUGAUGUGCCCAUUGAGACGAUUUGUUCUAGCGCUGUAAUGUCCUCUGGAGAUCACAGCCUGCCCCCCCAGUCUGAGUUGGCAGAGGUUCAAAGCCUGAUGAGGCAGAUGAACAGAGUUCCCCACCGCCAGGCCCUGCAGCUGGGGGGAGAGGCACAAGCCAGCCCGUCUCUCCAGGCUGUGGCUGCUGUGGCCCACUCCGAUUCUGACUUUGUCCUUGGAGUGUCGUCCCAGAGCAGCCUGGCGUUCUCAGGGGCAGUGCUACCUACCCAGAGUGCAGACAAAGCCAAAGCUGGGUACCUAGAUGAAAGAGACUACACCAUGUGGCAACACAAACAACAGCAGCAUCAAAUUCAGUCACAGCAACGGCAGCAGCACCAUUAUGAACGUGGGACACUGAGGAUGUACGGUGUCUGUGCUCAGGGGCACAGAGCAACAGAGUCGCCCGAAACAUGCCUCCCUUUGGCUUGUUCCACACAACUGUCAUACAGGCCACAUCCCACCAGUGUAGGCACUAAUGGGGCUGUGCAGGAGCGGGUCAGUGCCUCCCCUCUGAGCUGCGCUGCCAUACAUGGGGGAUUCUCUGUUGGACAGUACUUUGCUCCCCACUGGGACACUGCCCUGACCACCCCUGACAGUGACGGCUAUACUUCUCAGGAGCUGCCAAAUGGUCCUUCUAUGGGCAGGCCUAGAGACAUGGGGCUUUCCCGUCCUCAUCCCCAUCCCCACCCAAACCACCAUCCUCACCACCACCCACAGCAUCAUCAGCCCCAGCUCCACCCUCUUCCUCAUGCCCAGGCCCACAGCACAAACCAAAACCUCUGUUGUGGGCUGCCCAGCUCAAGCCUGUGCCAUGCCUCAGUACUUAGCAGCAGCCUGCAGUCUCUGGAGUGCCUGAUCAGUGAGAUCCACCCUCCCUGCAUCAAAGAGCGUAUGCUGGGCCGUGGGUACGAAGCCAUGGGGAUGCCUCAGCUUCUGGAGCACCACCAGCAAAACCAUAUCCAGCUCCCUGUCUACAGAUAGGACAGGGUGCUGCCACACAAAAAGGCGCAGAAAAGAGAAAGCUUUGAUAGAGUAUGAAAGUGUGUCGGUUUAGAUAUACCAUCUGAGAAUGAGACAUGCCUUUUAGUUGGUGCAUGUGUUUGUAGACGGCUAUAUGUAAUACGCCCGAAGAGGUAAAUGAUAAUCAUGACUGAAGAUACAGGUUUGUUUUUGACUUUUAAUUUGUAUAUUUUGGAUGGCCAUCAAAUAUGCCUGCUGUUCCUCACAUAAUAUUACUGCUGAGCACCAAUUCAGAAUGAGCCACGCAUUACGUUUAACAUCACCUCAAAAAGGCUGUAAGUGAUCUUCAGGCAGUCCCUGUUAAGUCUGCAAAAGGGCGGAAAAUUUCAAGUAAAUUUAUGGGAACUUUCCAGAAAAUUUCCAUGGGAAGUUAAGCUGGGGAAUUUUGGAAAUUGUGUUUUGUCAUAAGCAGACAUAUGUGCAAACUAAUACUGGAUGUCGUCCGUGGGCUCAAAUGUAGGCCUAGUCAUGUGGCCUCGGUAGUCCUGCUGCAGUGUGCAGGAAUCUAGAAAUGAUCUGUGCAUGGGAUGGAGGAAUGCACAGUGUGGAGCAGAAAUUCAACUGAAUUUGCCUUAAAUCUGGUUGUAUUAAUCAAGAUUAUGCUGCAAGAAGUUUCUCAAGUACAUUUAAGUUCCCUGUUGUAGGCUAACCUGCAAUUUUGCAAAUUUCCAGUUUAUUCCUGUAAAUUCCCAUACAUUCACGGUAAUUCCCCAUGGAAAGUUUCUGACUUUGAAAAUUCCUGGAAUUUUGCAACCCUAGUCCCUGUGCCACCCCUACAUUAUUAGUCAGAAAUGAAGGCUUCUGUAUGUAAAUGCCUGGUUUUACUUUCUUUAACUCAGUAAUCAUUGAUACCAUUCUAUAAACCUGAAACAUCAGCCAAGGGGGUAUUCCACAAAGCAGGAUUAGCAAAUUAACCACAUAACUUUAAAAAGCGUUUGAAAAUAUCUUCUGAAAUUUUACUUACUAUUGGCAAUAAUCAAUAUGGAUGGCAUUUUUCUAAACUUAAUGGCUGAGUUUGUUUUACAGACUCAAAGGACAGGAUAUGACCUAAUCUUUUCCCCAGUUAUCUGGCAAACUUUGUAAUCCCUCUGGAUAGAAUAACCCCCUGGAUAUGAGAAGGUUUUCUGGUAAUAGCCUUUGUGAAUAUAUUGUAUAUUUUUGCAAUUUUGAAAACAGAUCUCUGGCAUCUUUUUUUGGUGGUGACAUUCCUUUAUUACUAAUUUGGCUUUUAGUUGUCUGCUGCUUUGUUGAUGAUUUUGUUUGGUCGACUUUAAGUGAUUACUGUGUUAACAGCCAUUCCACAGGCCACCCACUGCAACAUGUGGCAAAACUACUGGCAAUUGUAUGGCUUUACAUUUUUAAUAUUUGUAUUAAAUGUGACUGCGAUGGGUUAUUAAGUCUUCAGACAUACACCACCUUUAAGUAAGUUAACAUCAUAAUUAAUAUAAUGGAGUGGUGCUCAGCUCAGCAUUAUAAACACUGAUGCAUACCCAGAUCAUCACUGGCAUUGUAAGGAGAAAACUUUGUGAUAUUAAAUUUACAAGAAAAAACUGAGAUGUUCACUGAGAUUAAAGUGGUGAAUUUACAUGAAAACCUCAAAAAAUUAUGAGAAAAAACUGAGAUUACAAAGUCACAAAUUUACAAGAAAAAAAAUGCAUAAAGUGGUUUUCUUCUACUGUGGGAUUUAGUAAGAGGGAAAUGCUGGUGGUUUGAGCCCAGAAUCACGAUUCAGAAGAAAACAAUAUUGUGAUUGUGGCCUAAAAUCAGCAUGAUUUCCUUGUUCCUAAAUCCCAUUGCAAAGUAGAAUUUGAUGAGGUCAUCAGCUGCAGGCCUGAUACACGGCGAGCAGCAGCAUCUGCAGAGUGUGGCUGAUCCAACCUUGCAAAGUGAAGGCAUGUGCUUCUUUCUUCAAAAAAUAAAAGAGAAACUGUUUUUCAUUUCUCUCAUAAAUUUGUGACUUUAUGAUCUCAGAAUUUUCUAGUUUAUUUAUCAUAAAUUAAAGACUUUAACAACCCCCCGCCCCCAUGAUUUUUUUCCCCCUACAAUGGGCCUAACAGACCAUUGUAGAAAGUAUGGUUAUUCAGUAGUUGUUUUUUUAAUCUUUGUUUUUCUGUUGUUGUUGUUUUUUAAAUCAAGCAUAUUUGACUGGAAGGUUGGGACAUUCUUUCACAACACCACGGUAUCUUAGAGUGUCACAGAGGAGAGCAGGCCACCCCAGUCACUGACAGUAUGUUUCUGUAGGGCUAUAUACCUGAUGGUCUGACAUGUAUGACUGAGUAGUUAUUUGUGUUUCUACACUGGUUCUGUAAUACUAUUUAUUUAUGUCAGCCUGUUCAGUUAAAUGCAAAACUGUCUCCAUGAUUAAGUGCAAUUAUGAUAUAUGAACAAUGUGAGCCCUCUACAUAGAGUAUGUUGUUGAAAUAACUACAUUUGCAAUGUAUGACCCUAAUCCCUUACCCAGUUUGCCUAUUCUUAGGAUUGUCAAGUAAAUCAAUU